Molecule: messenger RNA, 1635 nt
Organism: Cryptomeria japonica (Japanese cedar)
Lineage: Eukaryota; Viridiplantae; Streptophyta; Pinopsida; Cupressales; Cupressaceae
Exons: 4
Coding region: 178-1161 (327 amino acids)
Source: RefSeq, a predicted model, not a curated record
CAAACAGUCAUCUUAUCCCAAAGCCAAAAGUACUUAUCAAGGUUAAUAUGUUGUUCGAAACCGACUGAGGAAAUUUUGUUCGCGCAGAGGAUUUCCCUCAGAUUAAAACCCUUUUCUUUGUUUGACAACAGAGAAGAAGAUUGACAAUUUGUAUGACAACGAAAGAGUGGAGGUAUAAUGAGCAUGAGUAUGGCGUUGGCUGCAUAUCAAACUCCAACUCAGGGUUUUUGUGCAAUACAUACUUCUCAAUGUGCAGUUAGGGGGGGAACAGAAAAGGUGGUCGCAUAUUUCCCUAUCGGAAACAUGAGCAGAUGUACUGCAUUCAACAAUCAUCUGUGCCUGAGCUUUGUUUGCCGUAUGGCUGCUGGACCUGUUCACAGAGGGAAAAAUCAAUGUUGUAGGGUUUUAGCAUUUCGAGACGUUACUAAAAAAGAUGAUUCUAGUGGAGCGGAAGAUCCAGAAUCGGAUACUCCUCAAAUAUCGUUAUCCUCUGAUUGGAGAGGAAUGAAAGAGAUCAAACAAAGCUCUUUUCGGACAUUAUCCAGAUUUCCAGGUUGGUUCAGUAAACUGCAAGAGCAGAAAUUUAUUUUACGAGCUAAUGAAAUUUUACAAAAGCCAAUAGCCAGAUUGAAAUUGCUAGAUGGAGAUCAGAUUGUGAAGGAACUACGAGAGGACAAAUUUGGCCAUCACAUUCUGAAGUUAUGGCAGAAUUCUGAAGUAUGGAUCAAGUGGCCGCUGGUGAUAUUUCUUCCAUGGUGUUUUGCUGUUACAAUCCUAUAUGGAAUUAAGGCUUCAAGUGAGCUGCUACCUUUAUGGCUUAUAGGGCCUUUCUUGAUGGCUGCCCUUAUCAAGUCAUCUCUGUUUUUUUAUCAUCUCUGUGUCCAAAUGACAACCAAUAUUGUGACUAUUGGAAGGGAAGCACCUGCAAAAUGCAUGGAGGCAAUGCACAAUCGUUUACUAGCUGUGCAGUUGUACAGGCAAGCUUUAGAGGCCAGAAGGGAUGAACUUAUAGUCCUCAUGAGAAGUGGGAAAUACAAAGAAAUCUUGAGAGAAAAGCUCAAAGAAUAUCGAGUACGGAAAACAGAUGAAUUGUAUGAUGUUAUUGACUAUUGGUGGCCCAAGUGGCGUCAAUUUGAGCGAUUCUUGAAGAAGAUAUUCUGAUUCAAAUGUUUAGCAUAUGUUUGAAUGAAAUGGGGGACGUGUUGCAUGGUUUUUUGGUGCAGUGAAUUUUCUCUUUCACGACCACACAUAGUUUUAGGUGCACGAUUGUCAACUUAUUGGCGAGGCUUGAAUUCUGAGACAGGACAGCUGUGGCCAGCCUUCAGCUAUGCAUGGAAAUAGUGUUAUGCAGGAGGCAAUGGAAUCUGAUGGAGUUCAAAAAAAUGCGAGCUCAUAGAGAAAACAUGCAACAUGUCAGAGGGAAUAUUUUUAACAAUUUUGCAGCACUGCCCAACGUUUUUUUGUAUUAAUCAAUACCAACAAAUUGGUCUCUAAUUAGCUGAAUGAGGGCUAUUAUUGUGUGCUGCUAUUUGACUAUGCUCUCAUUUUUAUUUAUGUGCUAUUUUCUUCCAAAGGAAAUUUUAUAUGCAAUUUGUUUUAUGUGGAGGUUAUAUUAUAUCAAUAGUAAUUGCCUAA